AUGUUUAUAUGCCUACUUUUCCAGAUUCAUAUUGCUGGUCGGCCACCUGACAAUGAGAAAAGUCCUAUCGAGUCAUCGUUUCAUGGUUGCUUGGCUAGAGUGGAAUUAAAUAAAGUGAACAUUUUGGCAAAAGUGCCUAUGGAAAUUCUGCAAGACUGCCAAAUGCCAAAACCUCAGCUGAUGACAAUAUAUCCAGGAGCUUUUGCGGAAAUUCGUUACACAUUCUUACCAUUUCAAAUUGAAUUUCGAAUACUGCCUGUGCCGUCUACAGUGCUAGUCUUGAAGGAUGCUCGAAACCAUCCACUUGUACAUAUUUCACUCAAUGAAAAGGGUUUACUGAUACUUUCUGCUGAAUCAAUUCCGCAAGAACAAGUUUCAAAUCCAGAGAUAAAUGUUGCUGACGGGUCAUGGCAUUCUCUUUCCGUAAUGAUACGAGGCAGCACUUUUUAUGUUGACGUCGAUCUUCAACGAGUCUUGUGGAUAGAAGGAUAUAUUGUAAAACAUAUAAGUCGAGAGCUUUCUCUGUUUCAUAUAGCAGCCAUAGGGUGUUACAGAUCAGCAACUAUUGAUUUUAGUUCUGCACGUACCCUAGGCAGCGUUCCUCGAGAUAAAUGUGCCUUUGUAAGCAGAUGCUCACCAAACCCGUGUAGGAACGGCGGACGCUGUGAACAAACUUCUCUAUCCGAAUUUUCAUGUAUUUGCGCGAAGAACUAUUACGGGAGGCUGUGUCAUGCUUCUCGAUUUCGACAUUCAUGUGAAGAGUAUUUCACACUGGCUCCAAAAAGAGCUUCCAGUAAUAUAACUCUGGAUUUGGAUGGUGGCCAUCCACUUGAUGCCUUUUCCGCGGAGUGCGAACGAUUGUCGAACGAUGGUGUCGAAGAAAUUGUCACAUCACUAUAUCAUGAUCUUGAUACAAACGGUGUUUCUAUUUCCGGCACUACUGAACCUGGGAACAUUCGGAAGAAUUUAAAUUAUCAUUUAAAACUUCCAGCAUUAGAUCGUUUUGUUGAUGGAUUCGAAAACUGCAAACAGUAUAUGCGUUUUGAAUGUAUGGGUGGGACGAAGCUGAUGAUGUAUGGCGACGAAAAACGUCCGUCGUCUUGGUAUAGUAUUCGAAAUGGCCAACAUGGUCUACAGUGGGGUGACGCUCCUCCAUUUUCAGGAAUGUGUUCAUGCGCGUUAAAUGCAUCAGCUACAUGUUUGAGGAACGGGCUCUGUAACUGUGACAGUGGCGAGAACGCGGUAGAUGAAGGUUACAACACACAUGCGUUGCUUCUUCCAGUUAUGUCACUCUACCUUGGCGGUACUUCUCCAACUUCGUCAUUGAAUGUUUCUAUUGGACCGCUGAGGUGCUGGAACAGAGCUGUGGAUGUACCGUUGGCAUUUUACGACCGAGACGCUAGUUUGCAAGGUGAAGAGUAUUUUAAUGGAGUUGUUUUUGACGUUUCAAUGGUAGUGCGUUUCUCGUACCCACAGUUAACAAUAUUCACUUGGGAGUCUGAAAAUCAACAGCGUUGGUUUGUGCUCUACGUAAUAAAUGGACAACUUGUGGGUCAGCUGAUGAAUGGUGGAACUACAUUUGAGAUUGUUUUUCCAAAGUAUCUAAAUGAUAGCCAGUGGCAUUUCGUUUACUGGGAAGUAAACUCACAAGGUAUUAUGCUGUCAGUGGACGGAAAAGAAGUUGCAGACGAGCAGUCGAUUAUUAUGCCACAGUUGUCGCGAUGGGUGAUAGGUGGAUCUCGAACCAGCAGUGGACUAUCUGGUUUUGCGGGUGCAAUUAAAAGUGUUCACUUAUGUGGCAAAGAGUUGGUUCUUAAACAGCACUUGCAAAAACAACCCAAUGUAAAAUUUUGUUGGUGCAUUAUUUCGUUAAAAAACUUUCAGGGUAUUAAAAUUGGCGAUGUUGGAGCAUGCGAACCAGGUGCUUGUGUCAAUGGUGGAGUGUGCAUUGACUAUUUUGAUAACUUUAGAUGCAAUUGCUCUGAUUUGCCUUUCGGUGGCGAAAGAUGUGAACAAGGUGAGAAGCAGUAUUCGAACGUCGGGAUGUCCGUGAAGAAUGGAACCGAACUCUCAAUAUUGUGGCAGCAUCCUGAUCACCUAGCUCCGUGCUUCAGAAUAGCAGUCGUUUCGCAGUCGAUAGGAUAUUCUUUAAUCCGUGCUAAAGCUCAUUUCUCUGAGGCUCAACUUAACCUCACGGUUAAUGAAGAAGGAUUGUUAGAAGUAUCAGCUUUUGAUGGAACUGGAGCUCAUUUCAAGCAGUCUAACCAACAUUUAAGGCUCAAUCUCUACCAAAUAGCUGAUGUACAAUUUUGUGGAACAGCAAAGGGAUUCAAACUACAUAUAAAUGGCGAAAAGGCAAUCACCUCAAGCGGCAAUUGGAGUUUUUUUGAUUCUCUUAAUGUCUGGAAGUUUUUGGAUGAUGUCAUUGGAAUUCUAGCUUAUUUUUGCCUGCACUAUUUAGUAGGAAAAGUGCAUUUAGGUUUUGAGGGUUGCGUAAUGCGGAUGCAAGUUGGAAAAGGAUUCCCAUUAAAAGAUCCUUCUUCUACUCGGUUGAUACAUACGGAAAAAAUCCGUCAAGGAACAUGUCCGUUUGACCACGAGUUAGUUACUCAUACAUCAAAGUUACUACUGCUUCUUUUACUGAGAACUAUUGUUGGAAUUAUUGCUGGAUCAACAGUAUUUUUGUUGGUGCUCAUUAUCGUCUGUUGGAUUCGAAAUCGUCCAGAUGGAGUUUAUAAAACCAACGAAAAUAUCCAUGCAUAUUGCAGUCCAAGCAGAUCUGAAGAACCACUGGUUGCUAAUAGCAAUAAUAAUGCUAUAGUAAACAGAGAAUACUUUUGUUAA
Molecule: messenger RNA, 2844 nt
Organism: Enterobius vermicularis (human pinworm)
Lineage: Eukaryota; Metazoa; Nematoda; Chromadorea; Rhabditida; Oxyuridae
Source: the annotation of a GenBank genome assembly